UCGAUAGCUGCAGCCCUAGUGUAUUUUACUCUGAGAAUUUUAUCUAUUUAUUUAUUUUUGUUGUUUCGUGACCUCACGCAGAUGAAUUCUUUAGCUGCCAUUGACGGCAAUAGAUGUGCAAUCUAUUUCAACAGAUGAAAUGGAUAGUAAAUGUAUUGCUGUCAAUAGUGUUUUCAAUAUAAAUUCCCCUUCCUUACUAACUACUACAACACAGAAUCUGCAACCUGGGUUGGCAGUGAAUGAGUGGAGCAAAUGAUAAUGGCAGUGAAAUGAUAACUAUUGAUUAGACGUCCAAUAGAACGACCACUGUCCCUGAAAGAGUCAAAAAUACCAACUGUCUGUCAGCAUCAAUCAAAAGCGAGCACUCUAAUCUUCAUCUUCAGCGUUGAUUUGACUGUCGCGCACAUGAUGAUGUAACGAACUCAAUCAAAGCGAAGGAACGUGAGCUGACAUGAAGCAGCUGGCGCCCGAUUGCACAUUCAGACUUCCAAAUGAUUGGUCGAGGAGGACGACUUCAUCUUUAGCAGUAACGAGGCGAGACAGGAGGAUAGCCAGAGGCCGUGUGCAUCCAAAUGAGUUCGUGCAGCAGCCGUGCGUUGACCAUCCUGUCCACAGUGUUCGGGGCCUGCGGGCUGCUGCUGGUGGGGGUGGCCGUGUCCACCGACUACUGGCUCAUCAUGGUGGAGGGGGUCAUCCUGCAGCACAACCAGAGCAUGGAGGUCAAGAUGGCAUUGCAUUCAGGCCUGUGGAGGGUCUGCUUCGUGGCCGGGGCUGAAAAUGGAAGAUGUGUAGCAUCGGAGUACUUCACUGAACCAGACAUCGAGAUCACCACUGAAAAUACUGCAAACAUCCUCAAGAUGGUACGCACAGCGACACCAUUCCCAAUGGUCUCGCUGCUCUUCGUCUUCACCGCCUUUGUCAUCAGCAACAUCGGUCACAUCCAGCCUCAGCGUACCAUCCUCGCCUUCGUCUCGGGGAUCUUCUUUAUCCUUUCAGGCUUGAGCCUAGUGGUGGGCCUUGUGCUCUACAUCUCCAGCAUCAACGACGAGGUGAUGAAUCGACCCAGAGAACCUGAACAGUUCUUCAACUACCACUACGGGUGGUCUUUCGCCUUCGCCGCCUCCUCCUUCCUGCUGAAAGAGGGCGCAGGGGUGCUCUCCGUCUACCUUUUCAUGAAGCGCUACGCAGAGGAGGAGAUGUACCGCCCUCACCCGGCGCUCUACCGCCCCCGCCUGUCUGACAGCAGCGACUACAGCGGUCAGUUCCUCCACCCUGAGUCAUCAUGGCCGCCGCCCAAACGAGGCCGCAGCACGUCCGAGGCGUCCAGCGACAUCUCCAUCCAACUCAACCGGCCACCGCCUCCCCCGCCCAAGAGUGGCGGCGCCCACAUGGGGGGCCAGGGCAACCCAAAUCCCCCACCAUCUGCCGGGUACCCGACACACAGCCUGCCCAGGUCGCACUCGCCGCAUCCCCAAGGCCAGGCCCUGUCUAUGGCCGCUCCACCUCCGGCUGUACCCCCACCACACUACCACACGCACAUGCAUGCAAGCGCUUCCCCUUGUUAGGGAAUGGCAUAGACUCCGUUACACCAUUUAGAAGGCAAACGUCCUGCCUGGAUUCAAAGAAGUGCAGUGGACAGAUCAUCUAAGUAACGAAGAUUAAUGAAGUUUAACAGAAAGCACAUCCAAAUGAUCAUGGGGCGCAGGCCAAAGUCGAGUACGUUAUUAGUAAGGGAAAGCAUUUACUGGAAGGACCCGUGAACAUGCAAGUGAUCACAUGACGGAGGAAACGCAGACUUUUCUACCUGCCGUGUGUAUCUUUCUACAAAACUGGAAUGUGAUUUAAUAUACUGGAUAUUUCGUACAUUAUCAGUCACACUUUGAGAGCGGUGUGUUACCUACUAGGAUUAUUUUGACAGUCAACAAUACAGUAGAUGGUGAACAUUGUAUGUGAAUGUUGUCACCGUUUUGAAAAGAAAUGCAAGUGGACGACGAUCCUAAAUAUCAAGUUUAUGUUUUAUAUAUUUGUUAAAGUUAUUGUACUUGCAGUUGCUCACUGGAUUUCAUGUACUAUAGAUAAUAUUAGGCUUCGACACAUGAAAAAGACAAAGGGGGACUGACGCUUUUGCCUAGAGACUCUGCAGUAGCCUGCUGAUUACGUUAUCUACAUUCUCUUGACGUCACAAAAUAUUUUGUCCUUACACCAGAAAGCUUUAUAUUCUGUCAUCCUGUCCUGGUUUUAGUCACCGGGAUCAAAUUUUAAAAUGCCAAAGCAGUAUCAACCCUCUGUUGGCAACUUGCUGUAGCGACUGCUGCCUUGUUCCUUGCUACAUGUUAACUACUGCAAACAAAUAUUGAUUAUUCUUUGAUGAUUCAUUUCACUGAUUAGGUCAUUUUAAAGAACACUUUAGUUUUUGUGAUAAAGUUAUUCAAACUAAGCCAUGGAUGGUCACUAAUAUGAAAGUUAAUCUUUGCUGUUUGAAUUUGAAUUUCUAACAUUUUAAUUAUUGUUUUUUUUA
Molecule: messenger RNA, 2518 nt
Organism: Corythoichthys intestinalis (scribbled pipefish)
Lineage: Eukaryota; Metazoa; Chordata; Actinopteri; Syngnathiformes; Syngnathidae
Gene: cacng7b
Product: calcium channel, voltage-dependent, gamma subunit 7b
Exons: 7
Coding region: 573-1565 (330 amino acids)
Biological process (GO): postsynaptic neurotransmitter receptor diffusion trapping; neurotransmitter receptor transport, postsynaptic endosome to lysosome; regulation of AMPA receptor activity
Cellular component (GO): AMPA glutamate receptor complex; postsynaptic density membrane
Molecular function (GO): channel regulator activity; voltage-gated calcium channel activity
Source: RefSeq, a predicted model, not a curated record